CAGAACUGAGAGCUGGUUGUGUUUUCGCUGGGCUCGAGUUGUCAUCUUCAACUGGCAAUGGCGCCUUAUUUCCUCCGGGUCUGCGGAGUGUUCUGGGUGAUGCUGGGAACCUGCUUUGUGGUCACAGGUAUGGCUUCUUCUUUCUCGUCUUCUGUUCCCUUCAGUGAAAUGGGCCAGUCGGUUUAUUCACAGCAGGACGGCAGGUUGAGGGGACAAUGGGCCUGUCUCAAGCCAGAUGUUGCUGGACUCCAUCUCCCAGUCAACAUAGCUAAUGGUCAGGGAUGAAGGCAAGGGCAUCGUCUCCUUGGGGUGAGAUACUUUGGGGGGCCCUAUCUUUGUUAGGGUCUGGGCCCCCUCAAUAUUCUUUUUUUUAUUUAAAUUUUUAUUGAUUUUAACAUAUAAAUUAUAAAAUGUACCACAAAACUUAUCACUUAUACAAUCUUUUUAGACUUCCAUCAGCACCUCUGAUGAUCCACUGUUUUAACCACUUCCUAUGCAUUUCUUAACUUUAUAUUGCCUUUACAAAUCAUCCUUCCCCUUCUCCAAUUUUGCAAUACUUCCAAUAAUACUCCUCACAAAACUUCUUGCAACCCUACAAAUGUCGUCUGUUCUUCACAAAUACUUUUCAAAUAGUCCGUAAAUUUACUCCAGUCUUCCUUGAAUUUCUGGUCCCGCCGGUUUCGAAUCCUUCCUGUCAGUUUAUCUAAUUCUGCAUAGUCCAUGGGCCCCUCAAUAUUCAGAGGGCCCCCUGCCCAAUUUCAGGACACAGCAUCAAGACCCCUCUAACAUCUGGAGAAGCUGGCACCUCUGGAAAAAGCAGAGUUCCAGCCUAGCAACAUCUGGAGGAUUACAGGUUUCCCUCCCUGGGUAAUUUCUAAAAAGAGGGAGACACUGGGCCUCAGACCUGCCUAAAAACUCAAGUUCUCUCACUGUAAUAAUCAUAGUCUUCCUCCUAGGGCUGGAAGGUGAAGCGAUGUUUAGUUCAGGACUCAAAUUUCAAAAUUGUGCUCACAUUUGAAACCUGUGUAAAAUGUGGUUCCAGUUAGACGUUAAAUCACCGGAGAGCUUUGCUUUGUCUUGUUUUGUUGAAAAGAGAGAGAUCUCUUCACCUCCGCCCUCCCUUUCGCUGCCAUUUUGUGGUUUUUCACCUUUUAUGCACAUGCUGUAGUUUCAGAGAAGGCGACGCGGAUACGCUUCAUCGCUGCCCGGUGGGGCAGCCAAGUGUCCUUCAGGUGCGUCUCCAGCUCUCCGGCAAAUUGGUACAAAGAGACGGAGAAGGGCAAGCAUCAGGAGAUGGUGAACACUUCCAGAGUCCAGGUGCUGAGGAACGAAUCUCUGGUCCUGAUGCACAUCAGCAAAAUCCAGCUCACCGACAACGGCAUCUACUUCUGUGAGAACAACAAGACACGAAUUAGUCGGCAGCAGUGCUGCGGCACUGAACUGCGAGUCAUGGGUGAAUAGCUUUAAUUUGCUUCAAUAUUCCUUUUUCCUGCUUCCAGGGUCCUGUAAUCUGUGGCUGUGAGUAACCAUGAAGCAGGGCUCUGCCUUAAAGUCUACCUUUCCUGGGCACAGACCCUGCAAGUGUCCCUAUUUUCCAGGGACACCCCUGAUUUGCGUCGACAGGCGGAGUCCCCCAAACCCUGGGCGGCCCCCCCCAUGUGGAAUAACGACUCAAGACAACGUACUAUGGGAUUAAAUUGGCCACAACUUUAUUAUAUUUCAGAUGUGGGUAGACCUUGGCUCAGGCAUUGGGCGUUAUCCCUCCCCGGUCCCCCACCGGGGAUCUGGGGAACAUCAGGGUUAUCCAGUGGGGGUGGGGGGUGGGCUGGCUCUGGAGAACAUAUGUUCAAGCAGAGAUACCUGUGGAGAAAAGGUUAACCUGCAAAAUAUGACUUAACUGAGGGUGGGUAGGGUGGGAGAAGCUCUGGAGCCAAGUGAGGAUUCCUAGGGAAGAUCCUCCCUCUAUUGUGUGGGCAGGUAGUCCCUCCCCUACCUGGACUGGUCUCCUUGGCAACGCUUCCCCCAGGCGGGAUUGGACAACUGACUGAGGUAGGCGGAGACCUCCAGGUAUCCCACCUGAGGGAAGGCUAAGCCAAGCCUGUGCUGAUGGAGCCGCUCCAAAUCCAGGGGCUGUGCGCGUCCACGCAAAGGGCGCCCCCCGUUUAACGCGGGGAGUGGUCAUUACAGAAGCCAUCCCAGUUUCUGAUUUGAUCCUGGAAUGUCCCGCUUUUCCUUAGGACGUCCCUAUUUUCAUUGGAGAAAUGUUGGAAGGUAUGGAGUAAUCCGACCCCUGAGCCAUAUGAAGGCAGUUCUGUAUAGGGAAGUUUUUUUAAAAAAAAAGUUGAAUGUUUUAUUAUUAUUAUUUUUUAUAUGUUGGAAGCUGCCCAGAGUGGCUGGGGCAACCCAGUAAGAUGUGUGGGGUAUAAAUGGUAAAAUUAUCAUUAUGGAACGGGGUGUCCCUCUUUUCAUCGGGCACAUGUAGGGAACAGCCACAUAUUCACAGGGAAAAGGUAUUUCCUGGCAUCUUGGAUUGUUUCUGACCCCAUUUAGAGGCCCAUGCUUGCUCUGUUCAAUCAAAGGGCAGGAUUCAGUUAAUGAGUCUUGUUAGUGGAAGCCCAGAACAAGGGUGUCCAUUUGUGCGAUGGAGCUUUCUUCCCUCCUCUUGCUUCGCCCUCCAAAAUUGGCUCUGGGGAGGUGGAGGGGUGGCUCCGGGAGAGAAAUUGGCUCUGGGUGAGACACCCCCCGCCCUCAUGGAGGAGAUGGGUGGGGUUGUUCCUGUCAGGAGCUCAUCCUACUCUCGAGUAGGACCCUGGCAGAGACACAUGCCCGAUUGGCAUGUUCCCUCCCUCCUGGUCGAUCGUUCAGGAGCUUCAUAAGCUUUCUUCUCCCUGAACAUCACAGCAACCGAUGCCAACAGACACCGGCACACUUAGAGAUCUGCAGAGUCUUCACAGCUUGCGUAACAGACCUCAGCAACUCAGCAUUUUGGCUAAUCUACUUUAUUUACAUAUAAACACACACAGAGCACUGCAACAUGGCUCCCUCUCUCUCUAGCAUCAGACAGCAAAGAGAAAAAGAACAAAGGACAAUAGUCCUACUUCAAGGAACACAGUAACACAAACAUCCUGUCUCCGUCACUUCCCACUCCAUGGAGUCAAAACAUACACCGUCAUGUGAUAGACAAAAAUCCCAUGACUGCAAUCACGGAGCAGGAAUUCUAACAGUUCCAUCCAGCGAGUCACAAUGUUUACACUGACAGAACCAUCACCGUAGCACAACACUGGAUUCCACCAGAGCCCUGGAUGCUUAUGCAAAUGCAAACCAUGCCCACAGUCGCACUGCAUUGUGGGCUUUGCAGUCUGUUGUAUAUUAUAGCAGGGAGCUGUUCCCGUUCAAAGACGAAAAGGAAACCAUAGUCACAUUGCAGCCAAAGGUGACAGACCAUAGGCUGAGCUAAGUAAUGAGCUUAUCUUGUCUUCGUUCUAAGGUAUCAGCACAUUUCAGCAAGUGCAGAAUCGAAACACCCUGAAAGAUGCCAUCAUCGUGAUCCAGACCCUUCUUAUUGUCCUGUUUGUGAGUGUUCCUGUGUUUCUAACUAUGGGGAAGGUAAGUGAAUUGGGCCUUCUGUGGAAUGCCAAAUUCUGACAUCGCUAGUGCUCAAGCGCUGCUACAGCGCAAUGAUGUAGUCCUAACAUCUCAUUCCUUUUAAUAGCCUGGUUUUUUGUGUUUUUUUUGAGACAUUGUGCGUAUACAGCAGUAAAUACAAACAACCCAUUUGCAACAAGGCCAUAAAAACUGACAUGUGGCAAGUCUUUUAAGGUUCAGCCUGCAAGUAGCACCAGCUCAAUCAAACUGGGAAGUUGUAGCGUAUUGUGUUUUUAAUAUUCAGUGGGAAGCAGCCCAGAGUGGCUGGGGAAACCCAGCCAGAUGGGCGGGGUAUAAAUAAUAUUAUUAUUAUAUUAUAGCGCUGUUUCCUGGCUGCAUGCAAAGCAGAGCCAACAGACCACAGCCACUGGGGAGCUGGUUCCACAAAAUCAGAGCUACUGUGAAAGAGGACCUGUUCUGUACUUUCCCAAGUCCCACCUCCCAUGUAGAGAGACUGGGCUUUGCACAGAACCUCCAUGACUGACCCUACUGGGUAGCCACUUCUUGUUUCUAGCAUGGCAUUGCAGAAGUGUAAUAGACAAGAGAUCAGAUGCUGGGACAGAUAUUUAAGAGAGAGCUUCAAUGGGUGUCAGGUUCCAUGAGUUCUCAGAACCCCAGGGGGUCUCUCACCCACAGUGACCCCUCUGGUGGGUUCCUUAUUCAAAGAAUUUAGUUACUCAGUCUCAUCAUAGGAACCCGGUCUACAGUGGUACCUCAGGUUACAUACGCUUCAGGUUAUAUAUGCUUCAGGUUACAGACUCCGCUAACCCAGAAAUAGUACCUCAGGUUAAGAACUUUGCUUCAGGAUGAGAACAGAAAUCGUGCUCCAGUGGCGCGGCGGCAGCAGGAGGCCCCAUUAGCUAAAGUGGUGCUUCAGGUUAAGAACAGUUUCAGGUUAAGAACGGACCUCCGGAAUGAAUUAAGUACUUAGCCCGAGGUACCACUGUAUUCUGUUAUGUACACAGUCCUUUCUUCUGUCAAUCUUUCCUCUCCUUCUUAUCCUCUUAGUAGCUCGCCAUGUCAGCUUAAUAGCCCCAGCCCCCUUUUUCCUAUUCCUCUUUCUUUUACCCUACACUUUGUCCUUACUGGGGCCAUGCCAUUUUCCUCUGUCCUUCAUCCCUUUUCCCCUACACUUCCUCUGUCUUCUCCCUUUGUGUUUCUCUCCUCCUCGCCCUCCUGGCUUCCUCUGUGCUUCUCUUCUAUGUUUCUUGUCCUCCUCCUCCAUGUUGGGACUGACACCAGGCACACAGCAACACACCAACUUUUAAAGAGCUGCCCUCUGCGUCCAUCUCUGCACAGCUCCACUUCUGGUCCUGAUGCCUCCAGGUUUUGCUGGACCAGCCAAGGAGCCUCUUGGAGUCAGUCAGUCAGUCAGUUUUAUCGCACAUAGCCAAAGGCUGCUGCAAUGUACACAGAAUCAUUCAACAAUUAAAAGGAAAUUUACUGGAUUGAUACAAAAAACUUAAAACUUUAUAUUACCAGGACAUUACCUACUCUAAACAGAGCUAUAAAAGUACCUUAAUAUACAAGUUAAGACAUUAAACAAUAAUAUUUAUAAGCUAAAAUUAUCACAUGGCCACUAAUAUAUUAAAAAGUAAUGUUAAUUAAUACAAUGUGCAAUUAUAUUCGGAGCUUGGUGAUAAAGAUAGAAUAUAGCUUGAUGUAGAUAGGGUCAAAUAAAUUCAUCUCCUUUAUGGUUGGUGGCUACCUUGGCUAUAUAAUUUGCUCUAAUUUUCCUAGCAGCAGUUGCAAAGACUGCUACACGCCAGGUCACAUACUUAUCUGUGUCUGUGAGGAGAUUUAAAAUCAUCUCAGAAGGGUUCUGGCCAGGGGACCUUGCCAUUAUAGGUGCUAAAAAUCUUUCUCUUGCUUCAUUAUAUAAGGGGCAGCGCAAGAUAUAAUGCAUAAGGUCCUCUACUUCAGGACAUCCCUUAAUGCAAACACGUUCGUUUGUUGGUAUGCCUCUGUGUCUCCCAUCUCUAUAAGCAGAGAUUAUUGUAUUUAAUCGUAACUCUGUAAAAGCUUUCCGAAGUUGCACAAAAGUCAAUUCAUAAAAAUAAGAUGUAUAUUCAUAGUCCUCUCACCAAGGACUGCUUCUCAAAGGGUUUAGGGCCUUCUCAAGAUGUACGGAUUAAUCUGAAUCACCCAUGAAGUCCCAUGAAACUGUGUUGCUUGGUAGUGUGCAUAGGUAUUUUUUAGACCAUCUUUAGCUGAACAGGUGCAAGUCUGGCUCCAAGUUUUGGUAGGCCUUUGGGCAACACCAUCUUGCUGCCCGCCAGCCCUGGCACAGUCCCUUCAGCAUCAUCUCUGGCAAUUUCCCCAAAGCCCUUGUUUGAGACAAUCCUGCUCUGUUACUCUGCUGAUUCCCACCCAACAUUUGCCAAGGUGAGGGAUGCUUCGCUAGCCGUUCCUUUUCAAACAGAGACUAAACAGCUUGGAAUAAUGUGACGCUGUUUCUCCUUCAGGGUGAUGGCAAGGAUGAGUCGGCUGAGGACCACACUUACGAGGUGAGCAACAGAGUGAGGUAUUUUCAAAAUGGUAAAGCUGGAAAGUGGGGUAGUCCAUCUUGGGCAGGAGAGAGAAGAGAAAGUACAGAAAUUCAUUCAGACAUCAGCCAAGGUAGGAGCAAACAGAGCCUGGCUAGAAGCUGUUAGUGGAGCACUGGGUUCAGAGAGGAGAAGAAGUGUUCAUCUUGCAGAAGUGGUGCUGGGGGGGACGGGGGACGGACGGACAGACAGUAUAUGUGUGUCAGCAUCUUCACACAAGUGAAAGAGAAAAAGGAGGAGGCCUAAGUGAAUAGGGGAAGACAAUGGUGUUUGUAUAUGCCACGAUCUGUGUUCAGGUGACUGCUGAGCGCUUUAAAACAAUUGUGUGCCUGUUGUCUGGCGAGAGAGAGAAAGAGUUCGCAGAGAAUGGACAUAGGGAAAUAUAUCGAAAUCCAAAGCCAUACCUGUAAAUUUAUGUGGUUCUGUAAUGUCAUUCGGAUCCAGCCUUUUCAUUGGUACAUUUGAGGAAUUGGGGGGUGGGGGGCGACCCAGACCAAAGCAAUUACAGCAAACCAACACAAAAAUAUUGUCACAAAUAUGAAAAUCAUGUUUGGUUCAUAAUUAUUACGAAUCAUACAUUUCUGUGAUUGUGGGGUGGGAAGAUAGAAGGCUGGGUUUUUGCCCCUUCUACCUGCUGCUGCCCAUUGAUGGUUGCCACCCAUAGCUGUCAACGUUUCCCUUUUUUUAAGGGAAAUUCCCAUAUUCCGAAUAAGAUUCCUCGCAAGAAAAGGGAAAUGUUGACAGCUAUGUUGCCACCUGGGUGCAUUUUGGCCAAGCUGAACUGUUUUCAGGUGUGCAAGCCGUUACUGGUGAUUUAAAAGUCAGUGAUUGAUGGAUAUGUAUUUGUCUAGGGCAAGAGUGGAUCCCUGCCUUUGUAUACAAACUUUUCCCCUUUUCCCUUUUGCUUCUUCACAGGGGUUGGCGGUUGAACUAGCUGAUACAUAUGAAGACAUUUGUACUUACCAGGACAGAGUAACAGACAAGUGGAAUCUGGGAGAAAGUCCAGGCGAGGAGUGAAAAGUUUUGCAGCAUCUUUGGCAAGGUGUGCCACACCUGACUCGGGAACAAGUUUUGCUUGGCUACAGUGCUCUCGAUGCAGCUCUCGCUUGCUUGCUUAGCUAUCAUCAGCCGAACAGCUAGAUCAAAUGUGGUACUCCUUUGCUCCUGAUUCCUUGGGCAUUGGGUUUGUUUUUAAGAGGCACCCAAAGCUGGUGUAGUGGCAGACCCUAUUUAGGGGAGCUCCCCUCCUUCCCUCCCCAUACAAGAGGAAAACAUAAAAUUGUAAAUAAUAAAAUCUGAGCAUGGGUUUGAUUCUCACAUACGUUUUUUUCUAACAACAGUUUGCUUGUCAUAAAUGUGCGUUCUAAUUUGAAUGGGUUUCCUCCCACACAUGCACACAUCCUCAAUUCUUGAAGCUGCUAGAUUUAGGGUGGUUUUUAAAGGAAAGCCGGAUAUUAGAAGUGUCAAAUUCGGUAAGCCAAUGCCAAACGUAGGGAUGGGGGAGCCAUUCAGUUCAGUUCUCAUUUAAAGGUGAAC
This is a messenger RNA of Podarcis lilfordi (Lilford's wall lizard), 7727 nucleotides long. The record is from the annotation of a GenBank genome assembly. Lineage: Eukaryota; Metazoa; Chordata; Lepidosauria; Squamata; Lacertidae.